CUCUCAAUUCUGUGAUCAUGAGCUUAAAAAACUUCAGCCGAUGACAAGAAACCCAUCUUUCUCACUCUUUAAUCCACGAAUAAAUUCUAUCAAUAAAUGCAGAAAUCAUAAAAAAGUGACAUUUCAACACCUCGAUCUUCUUAUACACUUGCAUUAUAGAGAUCUGAUCCUUCUGAGAACCCAAGCCACCCGGUUGAGAGGCCAUGGAAAUACCCACUUCGAAAGAAGACGCACCCACCAAACAAAUCUUCAUCCUCUCCGGCCAGAGCAACAUGUCCGGCCGAGGCGGCGUGACAAAGCACCACCACUGGGACGGCGUCGUUCCGCCCGAGUGUCACCCCAACGCCUCCAUUCUCCGCCUCAGCGCCAAGCUCCACUGGGAUCCCGCACGUGAGCCGCUCCACGCCGACAUCGACGCUAAGAAGGUGUGCGGGGUGGGGCCGGGGAUGUCGUUCGCCAACGCGGUGAGGGAGCGCGUGGGGGUGGUCGGACUGGUCCCCUGCGCGGUGGGCGGGACGGCCAUCAAGGAGUGGGCGCGUGGGGAGCACCUGUACGAGAGUAUGGUGGGGAGGGCGAGGGAGAGCGUGAAGGGCGGUGGGGAAAUCAGGGCCUUGCUUUGGUACCAAGGAGAGAGCGACACGUCGCAUCAGCAUGAUGCUGAGGCGUACCAGGUGAACAUGGAGAGGUUCAUCAACAACGUGCGGGAGGACCUGGGUUUGCCUUCACUUCCAAUAAUCCAGGUAGCAAUCGCGUCGGGGGAUGAGAGGUACAUGGAGAAAGUUAGGGAAGCGCAAUUUAGAAUCAAUCUCCCAAAUGUUGUAUGCAUCGACGCCAAGGGUUUGCCGCUCAAAGAAGAUAACCUCCAUUUAACCACGGAGGCUCAGGUUAGGUUGGGCCACAUGCUGGCUGAUGCUUGCCUCGCCAAUUUUGCACCAUCACAGCCUCCUCCUCAUCCUUGACUUGAAAGAAUGCAAAUCUAUUCCAACCUUGACCACUCUUGGGUGUUUCAACUUGCUUGUCCUUAGAUUUUUCUUUUUAAUAAGGGUUUGAUUCAAGAAUUGAUUGGCACUAUUACGAGAGUGAGAUAGUAGUAGAAUAAAAACAUGAUGCUUAACGUUA
This is a messenger RNA of Corylus avellana, 1119 nucleotides long. RefSeq names its product carbohydrate esterase, putative (DUF303). The record is from RefSeq and is a predicted model, not a curated record. NCBI's taxonomy places the organism in Eukaryota, Viridiplantae, Streptophyta, Magnoliopsida, Fagales, Betulaceae.